Messenger RNA from Ochlerotatus camptorhynchus, 970 nucleotides. Its product is annotated as enkurin. Gene Ontology annotation, molecular function: calmodulin binding. Gene Ontology annotation, cellular component: acrosomal vesicle. NCBI's taxonomy places the organism in Eukaryota, Metazoa, Arthropoda, Insecta, Diptera, Culicidae. The record is from RefSeq and is a predicted model, not a curated record. The transcript is spliced from 2 exons. The coding region runs from base 169 to 954 and encodes 261 amino acids.
ACACUUCACGGUCAACGGUUGCUAUGGUCAUAUUCCUUUGUUUAUUUCCGACAAAUAGUUUGACACUCGUUCUCCGUAGAUUUCUAGUACUUUCGUCAGAUUAUUGUGCUCUUCCAUCCGUUGCGGAUUAAACUUGUCCCUCCGGUCCAGCCAUACGAUCUUCCAACCAUGUCCAUUAUCAACAUCUAUCAUCAUAACGAAAACAUCUACAACGUGGAGAAGAAACCUCCGGAACGUCCACCGAAACCACCGCUAUAUCACUCUCGCUUCGAGCACCAAGUCCGUCGGGAGACCAAGUCCAGCAAGGAUGCCCAUCGGACGAUGGGUUUUGCCAAAAUUCCUCUGCAAAAACCGGACGAAUUCCUCAAAAAGAACUGCGGUAUCCGCUUUCGAGCUACCAAAUCGGCACCGGUUAGGCUAUGUGCCGGCCACAAGCCUCCCGUGCCCAAGAAAAAUGAGCUGGCAGGCUCACAGCAGCAGGUGAUGAAGUGCGUUGACUUCAAGGUCGAAAACAUCAAGAAGGUGGUUAGUACGAAUCCCAAGAAGGUUCGACCGCGAUACGCGGACACCCGGAAGGGAGAUUUUCAUGAUUUGGAAAAGUCGGGUCUGGUACCGGUUUACAUGUGUCAACCGAAGUACGGCAAGAUCCCGCAGUACCUUCACCGCCGCAAGAAGGACCUGGAAGCGCAGAAGCAAUGCGUGUUGGACAAGAUGGCUGAAGAGAAGCCUGCCUGUUCGGCGAUAUCCCAAGAGGAUCGAUUGGAACUGUUGAAGGGCUUGAAGAAAAACUGGGAAAACCUACAGAGGGAAUACCAAAGUCUUCCGCUGUUGAUUGACACUGUGCCGAAAAUGAUCCGCAAAGCCAAAUUGGAGAAAGCUCUGAAGGAACUGGAGAAGGAUAUUCUGAUGAUGGAGAACAAUCCUUACAUCUACAUUUACAACGAUGACGAGUAGAGCAAGCAUCAGCAAA